AUGGUGGUCCAUGGCGGCAACCACCACCACCUCCACAGGCGCCGACUAUUGGAAGAGGGAGAUGGUAGUCUCGUUUGCGACCCAUCUUUGAGUUUUGAAAACGUACGAAUCAGAAAUGCCUACAUUGCUUUACAAGCAUGGAAGGCGGUCAUCAUCUCCGACCCACAUGAUGUCACAACUAAUUGGGUCGGAUCAGAUGUCUGCAACUACACGGGUGUCUUCUGCUAUAAAGCGCUUGACAAUCCUCAAGAACGCACGGUGGCCGGCAUAGACCUAAACCACAAAGACAUAGCAGGCCACCUCCCCGACCACCUAGGCCUGUUAUUUGAUUUGGGUCUCUUUCACAUCAACUCGAAUCGGUUUUGUGGGAUCCUUCCACGUAGUUUUUUGAACCUCAAGAUGCUGUUUGAGCUUGAUCUAAGCAACAAUCGGUUUGCUGGAAACUUUCCGCACGUUGUGUUGGAACUUCCUGAGCUCAAGUAUCUUGACAUUCGGUUUAACGAAUUCGAAGGUAAGCUUCCUGAAGAACUUUUCGACAAGAAUCUUGAUGCUAUACUUAUAAAUCACAAUAAGUUUUCUUCUAACGUACCUGAAAACAUUGGGAAUUCACCUGCCUCCGUGAUUGUUCUUGCGAACAACAAGUUCACAGGAUGCGUCCCAUCGAGUAUAGCGAAAAUGAGGGAGUUGGACGAGUUGGUGUUGAGAGAGAACGGGUUCGAGUCUUGUUUACCCGAAACAAUCGGGAUGUUGAAGAACUUAACGGUGUUAGAUUUGAGUUAUAACAAGAUAAAAGGUGAGUUGCCUUCGAGUAUCGGGGAAAUGGAAGGUUUGGAGGAAUUGGAUUUGGCUCAUAACAUGUUUUCUGGAAAGAUUCCUGAGAGAGUGUGUUUGCUUCCUAAGUUGGAGAAUUUUAGAUAUGAAUACAAUUUCUUUGUGAAUCAAACUGAAAACUGUUUGAAAUUGGCGGGAUUUAACAAUAGAAAGAACUGUUUUAGAGAGUGGCCGGAACAAAGAACAAGAUUACAGUGUAGGAUGUAUCUAUCACAGCCGCUUAAUUGUAGUGCUUUCGGGUGUGCCGUGCUGUCCCCUCCUCCUGCUAUUCCACCACCAGCAUUGCCGCCAACACCUCCUCCAUCGCCACCAUCACCAUCACCGCCUCCACCACCACCAUUGCGGAGCCAGCCAUCACCAACUACACCACCAUCGCAUCCAAUUUCCGCCCCUCCCAGUCCACCGCCAUCACCUCCAACUCACAUCCCUUCUCCACCACCACCACCCCCUUUUAUUCCACCACCACCACCACCAUGUGAAUGUGAACGACCAAAACCACCACAAUCACCACCACCAUGUGAUCAAUCAGAAGCUCCAGAAUCUCCACCUCCAUGUGGAGACAACCACCAGUAG
Messenger RNA from Cynara cardunculus var. scolymus (artichoke), 1404 nucleotides. RefSeq names its product leucine-rich repeat extensin-like protein 3. Lineage: Eukaryota; Viridiplantae; Streptophyta; Magnoliopsida; Asterales; Asteraceae. The transcript has a single exon. The record is from RefSeq and is a predicted model, not a curated record. The coding region runs from base 1 to 1404 and encodes 467 amino acids. Gene Ontology annotation, molecular function: protein binding.